Molecule: messenger RNA, 1731 nt
Organism: Aspergillus versicolor CBS 583.65
Lineage: Eukaryota; Fungi; Ascomycota; Eurotiomycetes; Eurotiales; Aspergillaceae
Product: stromal membrane-associated protein
Exons: 5
Coding region: 1-1731 (576 amino acids)
Biological process (GO): endocytosis; intra-Golgi vesicle-mediated transport; endoplasmic reticulum to Golgi vesicle-mediated transport
Cellular component (GO): Golgi apparatus
Molecular function (GO): GTPase activator activity; metal ion binding
Source: RefSeq, a predicted model, not a curated record
AUGUCUCGCCGUCCCAACCCCGCCCAGGCGGCUCAGAAUCAACAGACUAUCAAAUCCCUCUUGAAACUCGAUUCCAACAAGACAUGCGCCGAUUGCAAACGCAAUAAACAUCCGCGAUGGGCGUCCUGGAAUCUCGGAAUAUUCAUUUGCAUUCGUUGCUCGGGCAUACACAGGGGUAUGGGCACCCAUAUCAGCCGAGUGAAAUCGGUAGAUCUUGAUGCGUGGACCGACGAGCAACUCCAAAGUGUUGUGAGCUGGGGCAAUGCCAGAGCCAAUAAAUAUUGGGAAGCAAAACUGGCGCCCGGCCAUGUUCCAUCUGAAGCGAAAAUAGAGAAUUUUAUCAGAACUAAAUAUGAUUCCAAGCGUUGGGUUAUGGAUGGCCCGAUGCCCAAUCCCGCAACGUUGGAUGUCGGCGAUGACGAUGUUCCGCUGGCUGUCGUUCAGGAGAAAGCAAAGAUUGAGCGCUCCGCUUCGCAAAGAGUGGCCGCCACCAGCCAACCGCCAGUGCAACAUCGCCCACAGCCUUCUAUGGAUCUCUUUGCCGAUGAUGGUGUUGCUCCCCCGAUUCGUCCUAGCACUACAGAGCCAUCGAUCCGAGCUCCCCCCAAGCCGCCACAGGCUGCUCCAGCGCAGGCUGCCCCGAAACCGACACGGCCUGGAGACUCCUUACUCGGCCUCGAUUUCUUCGGCAGUACACAGCCGGCAGCCAAUAAUCGCCCCGCCAGUGUCGCGUCCACGCCAGGAGCUAGGAUGUCUAGGCCAGACCUUAAGCAGUCUAUCCUCUCUCUUUAUUCCAAGCCCCCGCCUGCCCCGGCGCAGCAUGAACGUACGCCUUCAUUUGGGGAGUUGGCUUCCCCGCCCCCACCAUCCACGUCGUCGUCCAACAUGGGUGGGUUGACCGAUGCGUUCAGCGGAUUGAGCUUCCCAAGCAUUUCUUCUCCCGCUCAAAAGCCUGCAGAGAAGCCGUCACCUUUCGCAGGUCUGACGAACUUUACCAACACCAAGUCGACUCCUGCGGCGCCCAAGGUGACCUCACCCACACCUUCAACUGGAAGCACUGGCGGUGGCUUGUUUGACAGUCUUACAUCUCCUACCAUUCCUCCUGCUAAACCGCAAUCCCGUACUACCUCGAUUUCGUCCAACAACCACGACUUUGGCGGAUUUUCCAGCUUCCAAUCCCCGCCACCGGCGCCCAAGCCAAACCCACCCUCGGGUUCAUUGUCCGACGACCUAUUUGGACUAUCCUCUCCCCCCAUCUCUGCAACCACCACCUCCCCGCCCCCAGUAAAAUCCCCACCACCAGUGACAGCCCCUCAGCCGGAUCUAAGCUCUGCAUUUAACCUCAACAACCCGGCACCCAAGCCAGCAGACCCGCCCAAACCAGUAAACACGACGACUUCCAUUCCUAGUCUCAACCCGGCCGCUAUCGACCCAUGGGGCUCGAACGCAUGGAGUACCCCAGAACCAGAACCAGCACCCGCCGCCCCGGCUCCCUCUCAGCCCUCCUCUAUGAUGAAGCUCCCCGACACGCUGACAGCCAACGACGUCGGUGCUGGCUGGGGCGCCUCCCCAGCCGCAUCCAAACCACCUGCGCCGUCUGUCACGGAGGAUGAAGACUUUGGCGGCUGGGCCAGUGCGGCCCCAGUAUCUUCUACCACGAGUACAGCACCACCUAAACCGGCAGGCGGGUUUGGGGGGUCUGAUGACCUGUUUUCUAAUGUCUGGGAGUAA